This is a messenger RNA of Calidris pugnax (ruff), 4671 nucleotides long. RefSeq names its product receptor accessory protein 3 (gene REEP3). The coding region runs from base 79 to 852 and encodes 257 amino acids. Gene Ontology annotation, cellular component: cytoplasmic microtubule; endoplasmic reticulum membrane; endoplasmic reticulum tubular network. Gene Ontology annotation, molecular function: microtubule binding. The transcript has 8 exons. The record is from RefSeq and is a predicted model, not a curated record. NCBI's taxonomy places the organism in Eukaryota, Metazoa, Chordata, Aves, Charadriiformes, Scolopacidae. Gene Ontology annotation, biological process: endoplasmic reticulum tubular network organization.
GGGGCGAGGGCGGGGGCGGGGCCAUUGAGGCCGGGCUGGCUGAGGGGACGCGCCGCCGCCACCGCCGUGGCUGCCGCGAUGGUCUCCUGGAUGAUUUCACGGGCCGUCGUGCUGGUGUUUGGGAUGCUGUAUCCUGCGUAUUACUCAUACAAAGCUGUGAAGACAAAAAAUGUGAAGGAAUAUGUUCGCUGGAUGAUGUAUUGGAUUGUGUUUGCUCUUUAUACAGUUACUGAAACAAUAACUGACCUAACAGUCUCUUGGUUUCCACUUUACUAUGAACUGAAGAUAGCUUUUGUUAUUUGGCUCCUUUCCCCAUACACUAGAGGGGCGAGUUUAAUCUACAGAAAAUUUCUCCACCCGCUGCUUUCUUCUAAAGAAAGGGAGAUUGAUGACUACAUUGUACAAGCCAAAGAAAGAGGCUAUGAGACCAUGGUGAAUUUUGGAAGGCAAGGGUUGAAUUUGGCAGCAACUGCUGCAGUGACAGCGGCUGUAAAGAGUCAAGGUGCGAUAACUGAGAAGCUGAGAAGUUUCAGCAUGCAUGAUUUGACUACUAUACAAGGAGAUGAGCCGGUAGGACAGAGGCCCUACCAGACAUUGCCAGAAGCAAAAAAGAAAACCAGAGCCUCUGCAAGUGAAUCUUCAGGUUACAAAACUCCAUUGGAAAAAAAUCCUGGAGAUGAUAAAACAGAUGAAGAGAUGGAGGGGACACAUUCAGAGGAUGAAAUGUUUGCUCAGAGAGGCCUUCGAAGAACGCAGAGCAUGAAAUCUGUGAAAACUAUUAAAGGCCGUAAAGAGAUACGGUAUGGAUCAUUGAAAUACAGAAUAAAGAAGAGACCCGCCGUAUACUUCUAAGCGUAUUGCACAAUGCCUGCAAGACAAACUGCUGUAUUAUAAUAACUUGAAUUCAGUGUGUCGAGUGUUAAAGAUCUAUGUAUGAUUCAUAUAAUGAGUAUGUAUGAAUAGAUACGGUAGGACUUGGUUUUAUGAACCGAAAUGGUUGGUAAAGUACUGCUCUGCUUUUCUUUAAUUGCUUAUUGUUUAGACUUAAAUCUGGACAAGUUACAGUAUGAAUUUCAGCACUCCUUAAAUGGGAGUUAAAUGAGUAAUAGGAAACAGCCUUUUUCCAGAGGUACUGAACAGACCGAAAUAAUUACAACUCUGAUUGAAAUAGCAGAAGUUGUAAGUGUUUGGAACUUGUGAAGAUCGAACCCAUAGUGUCCCUAAGUUUACAUGGAAAGAUAGGUAUACUUGAACUAUUUUGCUGAACUACAAUUCCUGGAAAGGCCUUUGUGUAAUUUGGAAAUCUACAGUUUAAAGGACAGUAGAUAAUGGUGGGGAAGGAAAUGGAAAGACAAGGUAGAUAUCAUACAUCCUUAAGAUCAUCUUCUUGCAUCAUAUUGCCAAGUUUAACAAAUUUAUAUUAAUAGGUGCAAACUGGGGGGACAUUUAGCACUUUAUGCAAAACUGUACAGUUUUGCACACUCUUACUGAUUUACAGCUGCACAUGUCAUUUUAGUAACUUCUUAAGUAGGUUAAGCUUAUCUUUUUGAAUGCCAGCAUUUCUUGUAUUUCAAGGUCUUUUUAGAACUUGCCUUGAUUGCUUAAGCACACUUAGAAUGCUGUAGAUAAUUGCUACUAACAAUUAACAAUAUUAUCAGGUGCCUUUCUAUGUAUUACAGGGCUGUGUGGGUUUUUGUGUGGGGUUUUUGUGUUUUGUGGGGGGUUUUCUUUGUUGUUUUGUGUCUGUCUUCCUCCUUCACCUAGAGAGAUGUAACAUGAUUUAAGUCAGUUUUUGGUUAAAAUUGUGGUAAGCAAAACUUGUAGCAAUUCCAGUGAUAGCCCUCAGGGAUCUGAUCAGCCCAUCAGCUGUGUAUUAAAGUCAUGCUGACAUGAAGGCAUGUAUGGUAGAUAAUUCAGGCCCUGGUUUGGUUUUGCUCUGCAUUGUUUUAAGGGUGAAUAUAUAUAUAUAUGAAUGUGUAUAUAUAUUUCAUAUCAUAUGUAGAUUCUAAAAUUGGCUGUGUAGUACUUAUUGCUAAAGUUAUUACUGAAAUAUUUACAUGCGGAUAACUUUUUCUAGAAGUCUAGCUGAUUUAGUCAGCCAUUUUAACUUAGAGUCCCAUGGCGUAACUGUUUGCACAGAGAUCAAUUUUGGAAUGUCUUUCAAGGCAGGGACCUGUCAAAAUGACUUUUGGAGGUCCCCUUUGGUUCUACUUUCUGCAAUUCUGAGAAUUAGGCUGACUUUCUGUGUAACAUAUAUUUCUACUGUGGAUUCAGGGAGCAAACACUCACUUUUGUAGAUUUCAUUUUAUUACUUGGCAAGGGGAGAGAUGGCAUUAGUUUCCUUGAAGAGAAAAAUGCUAUGUGAUAUCUCUUAUCCUGGGAUGUUGGACUCCUUCCUCCAGGUAUGCCAGUCACCUCCAAGUCUACUGCAGUGCUUUAAACAAAUUCUUAAGGCUUGGGCCUUCUGCAGUUCUUUUUCCUUAUAUUACAGCUGUAGCAGGUUCACUGCUGGCAGGUUCUGUUACUAUAUUCUGGCAUUUGAAGUAGUCUUCUGUAGACUUUGGGCCAGGGUUGGAAUUGUAUGGAUUAAAAUGCAGCUGGUCUGUGUUAGCCCUGCAUUACUCACUUGCUAUUGUAGACAUGUGUAAGCCAAGCACAAACCCUUGGUCAAACAUAACAAUACUGAUGGUGCGAUGCUCUUAGCAUCUCUGAGGAAGUUAAAUGCUUUAGUAAGAAGUUGCACCAAUCCAUAUGUCAUUAAUAGGCCAAAACCUGUAUUACUUUACUCAAAGAUGCAGUACCAGAAGAAGGAAGGCUGCUGUCUCCCAAAUGAGCCUAGUGCAAAAAUCCCAUCCUCUAACCAAAACUGCAAGUUGUGAUCUAGCUUUUAUAAGGAGAUGCAAAUGCAAAAGCCUCAGUUUCCUCUACCCUCUUACAUCUCGCCCCUCUUUGAAAAUUAGAACUAACCUGGGCCUUGGGUGGAAUCUCUUAACUCUUACACUCCAGUUGAGGGUCCUCCUUGAGCACUUGCCACCACAUCUUGCUUUAACUCAUCAUGUUUGUUUUACUGGCAAGCAUGCCAAUAAAAUUGUCAUCUUUCUACAAAUCAGAACCUGCAUGAAGGAGCAGGGUAAGCCCUUCUUUCAAAAUAAUUCCUGUUACAGCUCCAUGUAGACCAUAUUUUGGGUCUUGUGCUCUUUUCGCAUUUCCAGGGCUGGAGAUCAUUUGAGUAGUUUGGGCUUUGCCACACUCAUGGUCAGUGAGUUGUGCUACAUGGUGUUAUGUACUUGAGGCUGUCACUUCUGGCAGACUUAGCUUGCUCAUUAAGUACUGACAAAGGCUAAAAAACCUCUCCUUUUUCUGAACUAUGCAUGGAGCUAGGAAAGCUGGCAGUAUUAUUCAUAUUCAUUACUGUUUGCAUAUAAAUGUACUUGUGUUCUCUCAGAUACUGUCUUAAGUGAUAAAAUUUCCAGUGUUUUCCUGGCUGUUUUUUUAGUCUGAUAUCCUACUGUAAAAUUCUUUUCUUGACAGCUUGAUUUUGCUCUUUGAAAUAAUUCAUCCUGAAACUGGUUAUUAUCUGUUAUUACACUGUAUUAUCUUAAUUAUUUUUUUCCUUGCUGUUCAUUGUCAGCUGAUGCUGGGCAGGGCACAAUGGCAUGAUUAGCUUUCAUCCCAAUUAUAUGUAUUUCUCUGUGUUUGUUGGAUUUAGUUUCAUUUGGUUUUGAACCACUACGCAAUCUUUUAAACUUUGUGUACAGGGAAUUUUCAAACUCUUCUGCCUUAACUGCAAAAUUGAUCUGUCUAGCUCUUGCUAGUAAACUUCUUGGAAAAAUGUUAAAAAUCAAAAUUUAACCUCACAUUAUUUUUUGUUUGGGAAUGUAAAAUGUAGUUUAUGUCAAACUAUUACAUGUUUUUAUGAACAAUGUGUUUCCUGACAAUUGACUGAUUGCCACCAACAGGAUUGCUAACAUAGAUAAAGAAAAACUUACACAGAGGUUAAAGGUACUUUAAAAGAGAAUAUGUAUUUCUUGUUAAAUGAUUUUAAGGUUUCAAGCCUUCCCAAAAUAUAUCUGAACUGACUCGGAUUUCUUUGCAAGAAAUGUUAAAAUGCACAGUUUGAGAUAAGGAUUAAACUGAUGGUCUCAGUUGCACAUAAACUUAGGCCAGACUUCAAUUACAAGGUAAUUUCCAAUAUUAGCUACUUAAUGCUAAUUGCUUUGCUAUCUGAAAGCAAUUGAAUAUUAUCCAAGAUACCUUUUGCAAACUACUAUGGGUUUUAAAAUUAACACAAGAUAAUUUGGUUAAACAGAAUGGUGGAGUAAAUGCUAGAUGCAUUUUAAUGCUGUUGAUGACAAAAGAUGCAUUUUAUUUUUGGUGUUGCAUUUAUUAAUGGAAAGUUGGUAUUCUAAAGUAUUUUUCUACAAAAAUGUGUUUGUGCAAAGGCAGUACUUUAACAUUUUUCAAGAACUCAUAUUUUUAAAUGCUACAGACCAGAGACUGUCUAUGUUGAGACUGAAGUUAGUAGCUUUAAAAAAAUGCAAUGUAAGCUUUAAUUUUUAUAUUUUAAUAAUAACUUGCUGUCAACUUGUUUACAUAUUUGUAGGAGGGAAAGCUUCAUUAUGCAUUGACUUAUCUUGAUACUAUCUUUAAUAAAUGCUGCUUUGAACAGGA